AUGUCCAGCAGCAUACCUGUUAUGUUACGAAUCGGAGCAGUUAUGACACCCAUUAUUGUCAGCGAGAGCCUUUCUUACAAGGAACUUUUUGAAAUUGUCAGCAGACAUAGUCUCGACGGCUUUUCGGUCCUCUGGGAACGUACCAGCCCAUCUAGUCCAUUCCCUGAGCGGACCCUCGUUAGUGAGAAAAACUUACAGGCUACUUUGGAGCUUAUGAUUUUGAGGCAUGGAAGGGAUGUUUUAGAGGCUGACCGCAUUGUGAAGAAUACAUCGUCUUCUGGGGUAUUUAGGUAA
Aspergillus pseudonomiae is the source of this 294-nucleotide messenger RNA. RefSeq lists its product as uncharacterized. The transcript has 2 exons. Bases 1 to 294 code for a protein of 97 amino acids. The record is from RefSeq and is a predicted model, not a curated record. Lineage: Eukaryota; Fungi; Ascomycota; Eurotiomycetes; Eurotiales; Aspergillaceae.